UCUAAAAUACGGGAUUGUAGUGUAAAACAAUUUAAAGUUCAUAUCUCCUUUUAUCUCUCCAACGGAAUUUGAUCCUCUCUUUUUAAUUUCCUUUUUUUUUUUUUUUGUGGAUAUAGAGCAUUCUUAUCCUAAGAUAAAGAGAGAAUCAGAGGAAUCUGGUCAAGUGAGUCAACAUUAGAGGGGAGUGAGUGGUAGAGUAAGAGACAGUAAGGAAGGAGAAGCAGCAGCAGCGGCAGCCAAUAUGGGGAAGAAGGAUGGUGGUGAUUGUGAUCAUGGUACAAUAGUGAUGAUUGUGAUGUUGUUGAUAAUGGCAAUGGGUUUAUCGUUUGCUUCUUCAGCUUCAGCUGCAGCAGCUUCUUCGCAACUCAGACGAAAUCUGCUUGCCAACGGACUUGGACUCACUCCUCCCAUGGGGUGGAAUAGUUGGAAUCACUUCAACUGCAAAAUCGAUGAGAAAAUCAUCAAAGCAACCGCUGAUGCACUGGUUUCCACUGGUCUCUCUAAACUUGGAUAUACCUAUGUUAACAUAGAUGAUUGCUGGGCCGAAAUUGCUCGUGAUCACAAGCGCAAUCUAGUGCCCAAGAAAUCAACAUUUCCAUCAGGCAUUAAAGCUCUUGCGGAUUAUGUUCACAGCAAGGGUCUUAAGCUAGGAAUUUACUCAGAUGCAGGGUACUUCACUUGCAGCAAAACCAUGCCUGGUUCACUUGGCCACGAAGAGCAAGAUGCCAAAACAUUUGCUGCCUGGGGAAUUGAUUAUUUGAAGUAUGAUAACUGUAAUAAUGAUGACUCCAAGCCAACUGUUAGGUACCCUGUAAUGACCCGAGCUCUGAUGAAAUCAGGUCCCAUAUUCUUUUCGCUUUGUGAAUGGGGAGAUUUGCACCCUGCUCAAUGGGGUGCUAAAGUAGGAAAUAGCUGGAGAACUACUAAUGACAUUUCUGAUACAUGGGAAAGUAUGAUCUCUAGAGCUGACGUGAAUGAAGUUUAUGCUGAAUUUGCCAGACCUGGUGGCUGGAAUGAUCCUGACAUGUUAGAAGUGGGGAAUGGAGGAAUGACAAAAGAUGAAUAUGUAGUCCAUUUUAGCGUAUGGGCCAUUUCUAAGGCUCCCCUUCUUCUUGGCUGCGAUGUGAGGAAUAUCACAAAAGAGAACAUGGAGAUCAUUGCAAAUAAAGAGGUUAUCUCUGUAAACCAAGAUCCACUUGGUGUCCAAGCUAAAAAGGUCAGAUCAGAAGGGGAUCUGGAGAUUUGGGCGGGGCCCCUUUCAGGAUACAGAGUAGCUCUACUCCUUGUCAACCGAGGCCCUUGGCGAACUGCAGUCACAGCUCACUGGGAUGACAUUGAGAUCCCCACAAACACUGUUGUUGAAGCAAGAGACCUCUGGGAGCACAAGACAUUGAAGGCACAAUUUGUCGGAAACUUGACAGCCACUGUGGACUCUCAUGCAUGCAAAAUGUAUGUUUUGAAGCCAGAGUCUUAACCAUGUAUGAGUUGAGUUCUGUUGAAUCAGAAUGUUCAUGGUGUUGAUGAGAGGUCUCUGAGGUCUCUCUCAUUAAUGUUUGUCGCAUUCAUGGUUUACAAUCUACGAGCUGUUCCUAUUUACCAUUUGACCAAAACUUGACUUCCAAUUAAUAACAAUCUGGAGGAAGCAAAUUAGUUCCUCUUCUCCGCUGA
Messenger RNA from Pyrus x bretschneideri (Chinese white pear), 1668 nucleotides. Its product is annotated as alpha-galactosidase 1-like. The record is from RefSeq and is a predicted model, not a curated record. Gene Ontology annotation, molecular function: hydrolase activity, hydrolyzing O-glycosyl compounds. Gene Ontology annotation, biological process: carbohydrate metabolic process. Lineage: Eukaryota; Viridiplantae; Streptophyta; Magnoliopsida; Rosales; Rosaceae.